AUGAAUAACCGACCGAUGUUCUUGGUCGCCGUUCCACGGAUGCCUUCGCCUGGCAUCGUCCGCAGCGCCGAAGGCGCCGCAAAAGGUCAGAAACGCCCAUCGCGCGCCGACGUUAUAAAACCGUGGGGCGUGCUGUGAAGACGCUCGAAGAUCCCACACUCGAGAUUACGGGAUCACUCCUCGGGAAGGGGGGAUUAUUUGCGGGAUGGGGAACAGGUGUAAGGAACGUUGGGAGAAAGUUGUUCGGCGAGGCGUUUCCGUAUGACAAUCUGUUUGUUUAUGAAUAUAAUUGUGUAAGCAUAAACAAACUACAGUAGGCAUUUGGAGAGGUUGUGCUAUGAGGGAUCAAGAGGAUUUGCGAUAUAUUUUUUUUUGAUGGCUUUAGGCAUUUCUUUGCGAAUAAAAGUAAUGGACCUUGCCUAUAGUUCCACAGGGCCUUUCCGAAACAACCAAUUUUCAAAGUUAUCCGCGGCAACCUAAGGCUGAAAUUAUCUUAAAAAAAUGUAGUUCUAAAACACCCUUUAUAUGGUUUCUCUUACUCAGCGUUACAUAUACUUCACUGUUAAUCAAACAUUUUUCAACACGCAUUUUUGAAUAUUUUUUGGCAUCGAUUUUCCUUAACUAUAAUUCCGUGCUUUUCAGAACACAAAAUGUUUCGAUCGGCCCUUAAAUUUUUCUUCUUCUUCAUGCUGGUCCUCGCUGUUAUGGGAAACCGAGCGAAAAGAGGUAAUCAGCUCUCCCAAUAACCCUAAAGUAUCAUCGUAUUUUAGCUGAGGCCCCUGCCUUCCUCCAAGCCGAUUCGUUAAACGAAAUUCCCGAAUCCGAAGCCAGCGGCGAAGCCCCUUCCGACUCCACUUUCCUCCGCGACGAAGGCCGAUUAGAAGGAUCUGGCGCCGAAAUCGAAGCCUCAGGGCAAGAAUAA
Molecule: messenger RNA, 922 nt
Organism: Bursaphelenchus xylophilus (pine wood nematode)
Lineage: Eukaryota; Metazoa; Nematoda; Chromadorea; Rhabditida; Aphelenchoididae
Source: the annotation of a GenBank genome assembly